GUCAAAGCCUUCCCUUCUCGACAACUACAACUUCCAACUUUUUACGUGAUAUAUAAUCAUACUUCAAGUGCUCUUCUCAUAAAACGAAAUCAUGACACGUGUGUUCCAGCUUGGCCUAAUCAUCGAGGCUGUUCUUAACAUAGUCGGAGCUCUUCCGUUCGUUUUAUAUCCAGAAUGGUGUCUCUCGUUCGCCAUUGCUGUUGACCCUGAAUCCGGUAUCGUGAAUGUGCCUCCAAGUUCUGCUUUACUCUGGCAGGUCUACGGUGUUCUCGUCCUCGCUCUUACUGUUCCUACCAUACAAUGCAUUCCAAACUCCGAGGCUGUAGCCGAGAAGAGACGGUUAACUUUCAACACACUCAUAGCCGGGGAGGUCUUUCUAGAAGCACUCUUGCUAUGGCAUAUUUCCCAGCCCGAUAGGAGCGGGUUCACUUCAACUUCGCUCAUCCUCAGUGCGGUAUUCUUGCUCCCUGCGCUGUCUUGGCAUACGUUCGCUGUCUACAUCAUGCCUAGUCUUUUACAGAGCUACGAUGUUCCAACCAAACCGGCCAAAAAGACGCUUUGAACUACCUACCAUGGACAGCCUCAUUGCACAAGGACCUCCGCUCCG
This is a messenger RNA of Hypoxylon fragiforme, 607 nucleotides long. RefSeq lists its product as uncharacterized. NCBI's taxonomy places the organism in Eukaryota, Fungi, Ascomycota, Sordariomycetes, Xylariales, Hypoxylaceae. The record is from RefSeq and is a predicted model, not a curated record. Bases 92 to 562 code for a protein of 156 amino acids. The transcript has a single exon.